AUGGAGUUCCGGCGUGGUUCUUUGCUGCUUGUGGCUCUCGUUGCCUUAGCCUGCGUCUCCCUAUCAUCCGGCCAGUGCGUGAAGGACUGCCCCCCACUCUAUGGCCUAUGCUCGCAAGGCAUGUGCAACAACUCUGCUGGUAUCUUCGGGAAAUAUGUCGUCCCUCCUCACAACUGCUCGAAGACCUACCCCACCAGCCCCAGCAAGCCGUUCUGCGCUGGAGCUUCUGUGAAGCCCAUCACGUGCUGUAACAAGUGCGCCAAUCUUACGGCGGGAUCUUUGGGAACUGCCUUCAGCUGCGCCUUUUGGAUGCACAUCGCUACUGGCCCGGGUGGGAGCUGUAGCGAUUCCCUGUGCGGCAAGUGCAUUCUUUUCCCUUCGGGCACUAUUCCUUCGUGUAACGGCAAACCCCUGCCGGAGGAGAAGGAAUAUGCUGGUGUCGAGUAUCUCGUGAAGGAUCUUGUGGAGGUGUAA
Molecule: messenger RNA, 474 nt
Organism: Closterium sp. NIES-65
Lineage: Eukaryota; Viridiplantae; Streptophyta; Zygnematophyceae; Desmidiales; Closteriaceae
Source: the annotation of a GenBank genome assembly